Maudiozyma saulgeensis is the source of this 1446-nucleotide messenger RNA. NCBI's taxonomy places the organism in Eukaryota, Fungi, Ascomycota, Saccharomycetes, Saccharomycetales, Saccharomycetaceae. The record is from the annotation of a GenBank genome assembly.
AUGCAGGAGAUAGUCACAAUAUCGGUCUCUCAUAGAGCCAAUCAUUUAAGCACACAAUUUUAUAAUUGUCAAGAACAAAACCUUUACAACAACGACCCAAAUAAUUCAUUAGAUUCUUCUGUAUUUUUAAACCCUUUGAUUGAUAGAAGGACUAAGACUGCGUCAUAUUAUCCAAGACUACUAGUUUGGGAGGCAAAGAAUGGAAACGGUUCACUUGGUACCUACCAAUAUGCACAAGACACCCAAGAUUAUCAUUUUAAAGAUGAUAAAAAUGAAGCUUCAAAUAGUGAGUCUUCUCAUGAGUUAAUAACCACCCAUAAAAAGAUUGAGAGAUCCAAAUAUCAAGAUGCCUUGGAUAGGAACGAAGUAUUUCCAGAGCUAACCAAAGAAAAUACUAGAUAUUGGUCUGACUAUAAUAAAUUAAUAUAUCAACCUUAUACAUUCAAUUCUUUGAAUGAUUGGUAUCAUGACCCAGAAUCGCCAAAUUUACCUGAUUACAAGGACUUGAAAAGACAAAGAUUUGUUAACAAUGAUCAAGGUAUUAUGGAAUGGAAAUUACAACAAGAUGACUUCUUAGAUGAAAAUCUUAGAACUGUACUGGAAAGUUGUGAUUCUCUUCAAGGUUUCAAUUUAGUAGCAGAUAUAGGUUCAGCAUGGGGUGGAUUUUCGUCAUCAUUAUUACAAGAACUUAAGGACGAAAUUCCGAAAUGUAGCAUAUUCUCAUGGGGAUUCUUCGAAUCUGAUAUUCUUACAAACUCGAAACCAAAUAUAGAUAAUAAAUAUCAAAUGAAGAAUAUCAUUCAAAACACUUUGUCAAUGAUGGAUCAUUCUGAUCUUUUCUUCCCAGUAUAUUCAGACUCUAAACUUUCUAAUUGGGAAGUUGCUGGCCAGACUUGUAGACUGUACGAUGCUGUUAAUUCAGUAUUAAGUCACAGAGAUACGAAUAAGAGAAAAUCUAUGGACUAUAUUACAAAUUGUAUAACCGAUGGGGAAUCUAAAAGGAAUUUAAUUACAUCGAUGUCAGAGGUAGAUUCCAACUAUGACUACAGUUACAUAUCCAGAGUUGUACCCUAUGGUAGAAAAAUUAAAAAACCAACAGACUAUUAUGAAUUUUCAAACUGCGUGAUCCACAGAGGCUCCCAAUAUACAGAAGACAUUAAAAAGAAUAUCAACUUAAAAAAUAAAGAGUAUUUCAGAAAUCUCGAGACUACUGUUUUCCAACCUUCAGAUACGAUCCCAGAGGAGUUCAGAACAUCCCCCGAAUAUUCUGUCAAAUUGUCAAGUUCUGAGAAAGCUAGAGAUGUAUUUAAGCAUUGGAACGAUUAUGUUCAAAAGGUUUUCAGAUAUGAUGACAACAGAGAGGAAUUAAAAGAGGUUAUAGGAACCUUGAUAAGUGCAUAUGAGUAUGGUUGGUAUUCAGAUGAAGAUUCUGGUGAUGAUCUUUAG